ACAUGGAGCAGAUCUGGACCCGAGUCUAAUAAAGGUAGUGUAAAUAAAGAUGUCAUAAAGGACGGGGCGGGGCGCGUGCUUGUCAGGGACGCCAGCCUCUAGGGGCUGCCAGAAUGGUUCCUGCUCAAUGCGCGGCGCCAGUGCUUAUCAUGUCCCGCCUACGUCUCUGGGCCCCAUGGCCCCUCCUCACGUGGCAACUAUUGUGGCUACUAGUCCAGGAGUCUCAGCCUCUGGAGAGGGUCAAGGACCCACUCCAGCUGACCUCUAACCCCCUGGGGCCGACUGAGCCCUGGUCUUCCGGCUCCUCCAAUCUCCCAUGGGAAUCUCUCCAUGCGCUUACUCCCUCGGCGGACGCGGGGGGCUUUGAUUACCUGGGGUCCUCUGCUUCCUCCAAGAGGUCAGCCCCGCCCCAGGAAUCGACUGAGAAUUUGGUUCCAUUCCUGGACACAGAUUCAGAUGGAGAGCUGCCCCCGGGGCCCGAGCACUUCUCGUCUGCACACCCGGAUCUGAAUGACAAGCUGACUCAGCAAGAAAGGCUCCCACAGGUGGGUCCAAUGCUCGGCUGGGAUCAGAACCAGACCCUAGUUCAGCCUGGCCACCUCGAAAGUAAGGUUCAAACUGCAGAGCUAGAUCAGGCUGCAGAUCAUCAGGCAGAUGAAAUACUUGUUCCACCUCUAGACAGUCAGGAUUCCAAAGCAACAGAGUUUAUAGUUUCUCCCAAGGACCUGAAGAAAGAUUUAGCUCAGCAUUGGAGCCUUGCUAAGGCUGUGAGAAUUCCACAUCGAUUUGUAUCAAAACCUCAGCAUCAGAAACAAACUUUGCAGGAUGAGUAUUUAGAUUCAAGUAUGGAUAUGCUGUAUCCCGGCAGCCUGCCUUCAGACCUCCAGGUGAACUCAGAUGAGCCUCCAGGUCCUCCUAUGGAGCCUGAACUUUCCCUCAGUGAACAGGAGCAGCCAGCUCAGCCUUCUGAAUCUUCUGGGGAGCUUGAACCUUCUCAGACCCAGGAGGAGACCCCAGCUCAGCCUCCAGAAGAGAUGGAACCUUCUGCUAUACAAGAGGAGACCCCAACUGAGCCUCCAGGUCCUCCUAUGGAGCCUGAACUUUCCCCAAGUGAGCAGGAGCAGCCAGCUCAGCCUUCUGAGUCUUCUGGGGAGCUUGAAUCUUCUCCAGCCCAGCAGGAAGCCACAGUUCAGGCUCUAGAGCCCCCUAAGGAGGUAGAACCUUCAAGCCAGCAGGUGAUCCCAGCUCAGGUUCCAGAGCCAUCUAAGGAGGUUGCAGCUCAACCUCCAGCUCAUUAUGAGGUGACACUUCCACAUACAGACCAUGUUCAGACUCAGCAUUCAAACCUGACUCAACUCACAGUUCAACCUUUAGAUCUGGGGCUUACCAUCACUCCUGAAUCCACUACAGAGGUUGAACCUUCCACAGCCCUGACGACUACAGCUUCUCCUCCAAAACACCCUGAGGUAACACUUCCACCUUCAGACAAGGGUCAGACUCAGCAUGCAAACCUGCGUCAAGUCAUAGUUCAGUCUCUGGACCUGGAGUUUACCAUCACGACAGAACCUACUACCGAGGUAAAACUGUCUCCAACCACGGAGGAGACCUCAACCCAUCCUCCAGAUCUGGGGCUUGCCAUAACUCCAGAACCCACUACAGAGACUGGACAUUCUACAGCCCUGGAGAAGACUACAGCUCCUCGUUCAGACGAGAUUCAGACUCGGCAUCAAAACCUAACUGAAGUCACAGGUCCACCUACUGAACUAGAACCUACUCAGGAUUCAUUGGUGCAGCCUGAAACUUACGCCCAAAAUAAGGCUUUAACUGCACCAGAGGAACAGGCCUCCGCAAGCACCAACAUGUGUGACCUCUGUACCUGCAGAGAUGAGACGCUGUCGUGUAUUGAUCUCAGCCCAAAGCAGAAGCUCCGCCACGUGCCUGUGCCAGAGCCCAACACCUACAAUGGCACCUUCACUAUCUUAAAUUUCCAAGGAAACUAUAUUUCUUACAUUGAUGGAAAGGUAUGGAAGGCAUUCCGUUGGACCGAGAAACUAAUUCUCAGUGAAAAUUAUUUGACUGAAUUACAUAAGGAUUCAUUUGAAGGCCUGCUAUCCCUCCAGUAUUUAGAUUUAUCCUGCAAUAAAAUACAGUCUAUUGAAAGAUAUACAUUUGAAUCACUACCAUUUUUACAGUCUAUAAAUCUUGGUUGCAAUUUACUCACAGAACUGAGCUUUGGAACAUUUCAGGCCUGGCAUGGAAUGCAGUUUUUACACAAUUUACACAACCUUAGUCAAGAAAAGAAUGCCCUCAAACAGGAGGAAUAUAGGAUAAUAUUGAGGGCCUUUUUAGGCUUGGGCUCUGGCUUUGGAGGAGCAGGUUUAUCAGACAACCUCGCGGACCUUCUCUGUGGUUCGUCCUUCACCUUGGCCUUAUCUCCUUUAGCAUCCCCUUCAGCCUUUCUCUUGGGCAUGGUGGCGACGGCAGCGGGACGUAGGCGCUGGGCGCGGGAUGCAGCGUCGCAUGGGCUUUUGUUGCAUUUGUCUGCCUCCUUUACCUACUCAAGAAACCCCUUCACCAUUAAUUUAUUGUUCUGUGUUUUUAUCUAUAGGAUCUUACCUAGCCAUAUGGCCUGCUGCCUCUGCCAAUUUAAAAAUAGCAUUGAGGUUGUCUGCAAGACAGUCAAGCUGCAUUGCAACAGUGCAUGUCUGACAAACACCACACAUUGUCUUGAAGAAGCAUCUAUAGGGAAUCCCGAAGGAGCAUUCAUGAAGGUGUUACAAGCCCGGAAGAAGCACACGAGCACUGAGCUGACUAUUGAGCUGGAGACACCCUCAGACAGCAACGGCAUCAACUUGUCAGGCUUUGGGAGUGAGCAGCUAGACCUCAAUGAUGAAAGUGAUGUUAUCAGUGCACUAAAUUAUAUCUUGCCUUAUUUCUCGGUGGGAAAUCUAGAAGAUGUGGAGGCAAUGUUGUUACCAUUCAUUAAACUGCUUUUUUCAGAUUCACAAGAUGGCGACAGGUCCCUGGGUAUUUUGAAAAACAAUGCAAAGAGCCCCUCUCUUCAACCUGCAUCCAACAACUCAACUUACGAAAAUAAAUUGAGAAAGCUGUAUUCUCUGGAAAAUGUGAUAGAUGCAGAAAUUCAAGAAAAAAUCGAUGAGGUUAAAAGGGAAGAAAAAAAUGCCAUGCUUGUACAGUCCAGUGUUUUAGGUCCCAAAUUUAAACGGCAAAUUUUUCGGACAAAAUUAAAAACUGCCCAACCACAGGAAAACAGCCUGGCGAAGAUUCAAAGUGUAGGAAAAAGCCUGCAGAGAGCAAACAGAGUCCUCAUGGACCCAAGGAGCAUCCAGAAAAGGCACUUCAAAGAGGGGGGAAAGCAGAGCAUCAGGAGGGAACAGAGUGCCCAGGCAUUUGUGGAAAACACUGCCAAAGGAAAAAGGCCUGGGAGUGCAGCCCCAAGGGAGCUGGAACAGCCUCACGUGGUGCAGAGGCCCGAGAAGUUAGUGGGAAACACCAUCUACACCAAGCCUUUGCUCACCCAAGAGCAUAAGACAGCUGUCUCCUCUUUGCUGAAACCCUUCUCCAUGGGCGGGCCUUCCGCCUUCACCCCUGGAAAAGCCCAGCGUGAGGUCAGAAACCUAGAGAAAGACUUAACCUACGCCAUUUUCAUUUUAGAAAAUGCAAAGGCUAGAGUUAAAAAUAUGAAGGCUGCUAAACCAACCACAAAUUCCAGAAAAAAAUACCACUUUCAUAAAACUAGCUCCCAUGUGGUCCACAGAACACCCAAGGCCAAAAAGAGUCGAAAGUUCAGAAAGAAAAGUUCUCUCAACAGACUGAUGCUGGCGAAGAGGCCUCCAUUCUCUGCAGCAAAGAGCCUCAUAAAUUCCCCUUCAGAAGGGGCUUUUUCAUCUUUAGGAGACAGUAUUCAAAAAAAUUCUUUUCCAGAGGUAUUUGCUCCUUCAGAACAUUUUAAGGAAAACACCACCGCAGGAAAUGCCUUUGAAGAAAAAAUUUUUAUGGGAAACACUGCUAUACCAGAAGGCACCAUCUCUGAAAACACAACCUACAAUAAUCCUCCUGAGGCAGAUUCCGCUGGGACUGCGUUCAACUUAGAGCCAACUGUUAAACAAACCAAUGGAGCACAAUGGGAAUACAAUGACCUGGGCACUGACCUGUUCCCCAAGCCCAAAAACUUCAAUUACCCAUUGCUCUCAUCCCCAGGUGAUCAGUUUGAAAUUCAGCUAAACCAGCAGCUACGGUCCCUCAUCCCUGACAACAAUGUGAGAAGGCUCAUAUCUCAUGUUAUCCGGACCUUGAAGAUGGACUGCUCUGAGACCCAAGUGCAAUUAGCCUGUGCUAAGCUCAUCUCCGGGACAGGCCUCCUGAUGAAACUUCUCAGUGAACAGCAAGAAGAAAAGGUGUCCAAGGCAGAAUGGGAUACGGACCAGUGGAAAACUGAGAACUAUAUCAAUGAGAGCACCGAAGCCCAGAGUGAACAGAAACAGCAGAAGUCAAGUGAGCUCACUAAAGUUGUUCCAGGAUAUGGCUACAGCAAAUUCAUCUUGGCAAUAUCUGUGUCUGUAACUGUGACAAUGUUCAUCCUAAUUUUCUGUGUCAUCAUGGCCAGUUCUAGCAUAUUGGAAGAGUGA
Messenger RNA from Cebus imitator (Panamanian white-faced capuchin), 4649 nucleotides. Its product is annotated as leucine-rich repeat-containing protein 37B-like. Bases 114 to 4649 code for a protein of 1511 amino acids. The record is from RefSeq and is a predicted model, not a curated record. The transcript has 13 exons. Gene Ontology annotation, molecular function: protein binding. NCBI's taxonomy places the organism in Eukaryota, Metazoa, Chordata, Mammalia, Primates, Cebidae.